Molecule: messenger RNA, 843 nt
Organism: Aspergillus wentii DTO 134E9
Lineage: Eukaryota; Fungi; Ascomycota; Eurotiomycetes; Eurotiales; Aspergillaceae
Exons: 4
Coding region: 1-843 (280 amino acids)
Source: RefSeq, a predicted model, not a curated record
AUGAUCUCAACGCUAUCCCCUGCGUCUUCUGAUGCCUGGGGAUCAUCAAUGGACUCAAUCUACAUGCGUGCCCUAGGGAACGGGCGUGAAAAAGCUGCAUAUGCAGCUAGAGGGACACGAAUGAGUAUCGCAAGUUAUUCUGGGGCUGAAGUGUUCGCCUCACAUCGGUUGGAAAAUGGCUCUCACAUUCACGAUAACUUGCUUGACCUGGAGCCGUCAGCUGAAGAGAAGAAACAUGUCAUUCUUUUAUCCGUUGCUGGUGAUAAUUGGAAAAUCAUCAUCAGCGGAUUAAAAUCACUUUCCACAUUAUCCGGCUCGAGCGGCACCGCAACCGCUACCAACACCUACUAUACCCACCCAUGCCACGCUGCCAUCUACUGGAGCUUCCAUCAUACAGCAGUCAUAGCAAACCACAAGUGGUUUGCGAUGAACACCAACCCCCCCGCUGUUCAGAUUCGUGCAGAUGUUAGUUCAGCGGAGCUUCGAAAAUCACAGCUCGAACAUAAAUGCAUUGCUCAAGUUAUUGACGGCAUCUCUCGUCGCGCCAUAGAACUUUCUGUCAAGGGCUCUGAAGGCCGUACCGUGGACCUCUUUACAUCGCUACGCUCUCAAAACCACGCCGCACUAAUACGCAUACUCCGUGGGCUUAACCAAAAACUGUCGCCCACAGAAUACAAGGGUGAUCUUCGGGUGUUCAGAGACGGAUGGGGGUCAUUCUACCUAACGAAGAUACGUUACGACGAAAUCAAUGACGGUGAAAAAGACAUUCGAAAUGCAGUUUGGCUUCGCACAAACGAUCUGCGACACUUCCACACGAACCUAAACGUCGAUUUUGAUCAGUGA